UCGGGCAGUGCGGUUGGGGCGGUGACGUCGUGGCGCGCCGAGUAUUGGUGUGCGGCAGGCCCUAGAGUGGGACCAGUGCGGCUAGGUUACUCUUCUCGCUAAAGAAAACAUCACUUGAUUUGGGAACACUCAUCUCUUCAUCUACAAAAUCGUCUCUGUGCCCGGGGUUGGAAUUGGAGCCUAGUGACGCCUGCCAUAGUGUGAGGAAGAAGCAGACUGACAAGUGUCCCCCUGACGACGCCAGUUGAAGAAACCACCUCAGAGAAGACGCCUCCUCAUCCUCCGUCUGUGCUCUCGUCUCGUGUUGCAUCAUGGGUGACAAGCGAGGGUUCCUCAAGGGGUUGAACGACCGCCUGACAUGCCGCCAAGUGCUCAACUUCAUGGUGCUGCUGGGCUUCAUGUUCAACUACAUGCUGCGCGUCAACCUCACCAUCGCCAUCGUCGCCAUGGUGGUGCCGGCGAACAAGACGGCGCCCAACGCCACCUCUGUGGACGGCGCCACCAACUCUUCCGCUUUCGACCUUGACCUCAACGCCUCCUUCGCCAACGCCAGCAGCGACGGCGGUGGUGGCCAGCAGCAAACGUACGGACAGUGGCGGAUCGUGUUCGGCAUCAUCGCGGCCACGUACGGGCUGGGCGCGAUCGUGUACCUGGCGCUGGGCUCGGGCGAGCUGCAGCCCUGGAACGCUGGCGCGGGCGCCAGCGCGGGCCCCGAUGGCGACGACGACGAGGAGCAGCACAAGGCCGCCAACGGCACCAACGGCCACCACGCCAACCACGACGAUCAUCCCCCGGAGACCAUUCCCCUGCGCAAGGACGCCAGCCGGUGAGGCGCCACGCCCACGCCCAUCCCCGUCACGACUCGGCAGCGGAGCCGCGUCUUUCACAUUUCCACACGGCGACACCUUCAGGACACAUGGAAGAGUUUGCGGAACAUUUUAGUGUUUUGACUUAGAGAGUGUAGCGGAAUAUUACGAGGCAACCAGGUAACGCCAAGCCACGCUUCGCCUCACCCCGCCACGUCACGCUAAUCAACACCACGUGACUCUACGUUCGUCGACCGCUAGCAAAUCAGCGUUUUAACAUGGUGCCAUCAAUAGGACGAAAUGCUUAAUAUUAGAGAGAUUUUGCGGAGCAUAGCAAAAACCGUUAUGAACAAAACAUGCGACUUUAAUCGAGUAAAUAAAAGUCAUUUAGCAUGUUUUGUUCUAAACGAAAGUAGAAACUCUGAUGGAAAAAUGUGCUGCUAACAAAGAAUUCCAAAACUACCUUAACCUCUUUUGAUAGUCGUUUGUGUGAUUUGAGAUACAAGUAUCAUAUUAAAGCAUGUGUAUAUAGAAUUACGAGUACACUCUGGCACCACAAUUGACAAAAAUUGUGAUCACUUGACUUGUAUCGAACAACACGAGACAAGUAAUCACUAACAAGUUUUGGUGGAGCAGACUUUUCCAUCUAACAGACUAUUUCUCUAACGUACGGUUAGAGAAAUUAAGAAAUGUUCAUAGUGUACACAAAAAAAUGCUUCUUGCGUCGCAAGAACUCUCUAUUUAGACGUGGCCCUCUUACAGAUUGGUGACACCUCUCAACAGUAACGCAUAAUGGUGGGUGAGAAAGUGCCGCAUUCACAGCCUCCAGCGCAGCUGAGCCUUAUCAGCAACCAAAUUCGCGCACUAGUAACUUGAAAUUCCACUCCGGUGGGCUGCCUUCUCUCUUUGCCGAGCAGCGGAAACAGCUUCUCUCCUUCGCGGCCGAAUGCACUAACCCACGGACGUUUUGCCUCGGCACGCUGAUGCUAUUGGUAUUUGUGGCUCCAGUGAAGAAGCUGAUUAGAUAUCUUUUUUCUGGAAACAAGUUAGGUGAACUACUGCUUUGUCAAAAUCAUUUUAUACUUUCAUGAGUAAUCAAAUUAGUUAAAUUUUUUCUGGUUGUAGACGGAUGAACACAUAUGUAUUUAAAAAAAUAAAAAACACUUAUAAAGAUAGCUUGAGCCAGCUCAAUUUUCACGAUUUAACAAAAACUUGCGGCCAUUGAUUACCAUCAAACAAGUAGAGUUGUCUAUUUUUUCAUGCUUGAAGAUUACUCAAUAUAUAAAUGCAGAAUGGUAGGUACUGUUGUUCUGUAAAAAUUAAUUUUUUGCGAGCUCUCAGCUUAUUCACAGGGGUCAAAGAAAAAUAUGAAGAUCUGUGCAAUUGAACUUCUACGGCAAUGAUGGAUCGCAUGGUGGCGACACACAAACUGUGAGGCAUGUAUGUGUUGCUGGUUCCAAACGAAUGUCUGCGGGCCCAGCUUGGGUCAGGUGCGUGUCCGGAGCGGGCUUCUGUACAGCUAAAGGAAAGCACGGACGGCUGGUUGAUUCUGCCGGGAGUUAGUGGUCUCACUUAAUACGACUUCUGCCGGCAUUCGUUUAUGCGGUGUACAAAUACAAACUGCUCUUUAAAAGUUGUAAAACUAGCAGAAACCAUUUCAUCAAUUCUUUUUCAUAUUUCUGCUCCAAUUUUUAAAAUUUAACCCCAGUUCUUUUGGCGAUUAUUCGUUCAUCAACGAUACUUUUGCCUUCGACCAUACUUAAUGGUUACGUUUGGUGGUUAAGUAAAUUAAAGGUGGUUUGAAAUCCUUACGGACCUAAACGGUUCGCCGGAACUGGACACAAUGUGACCAUGUCUGCGUUCUUGUGAGUUUUUUAAAUAUUCAGUAGUUAACUUCCGUGUUUUUCCGGACGUGAUUUAGGCCCAACACACGUUCAGUGACCAUAUUCUAAAGUAAAAAUGUAUCGAUGAUUGCUUUGAGCAUGCGCCAGACUGCGUGACGUCAGCUUGCGAAACAUCAUUACAAGGAUCGUAGUUCAUCAUUGAACGACAUCUUCUCCAGUUACAUCACGUACAAGCAUGAUACAAGACGAAGGGAGCAAAAAAUUGUGUAUCCCCACAGUGUAGUCAUCAUCACAUGACACAUGUGUUUUGAGUGAGACUGUUUUUAAAAGCGGUUUGACAGCUUAUUGCAUUACACCAUUAUUUCAGCAUUAAAGUACCUGAAGUCCGGGUAACUUUGUUUCUAUUGCAGAUUGCUUUGCCCCAAACUAUAUUGAAGACUGACUUGCAUCAUUACUGGUGAGGUUUUGUGGAAUUGCCGUUGUGGACGAUUCUGAAGCAAUUGACUCUUGGCUCGCAUGAUUAAGUCAGUUUUUGCCGUUAACAUUUGUGAAAAUUUUUUCAAAAAAAAGGUGUUUAUUGGAAGUCAUUAUUUCUAAUUUGGGUCACAAUUAUCAAUCACUGAAUUGUUGUUCAGUUAUCUGACUCUGGAAUAAAUUUACCACUUUAGUCACGUCGUUGGUGACAUCUAUAUCCGUGAGGGCGGAGGAAAAAUUAAUUCAUACUAGUCUCAGUAAUUUGCGUGAUAACGCGACAUUUCGAUAACAGGGACAAUCUGUCGAGUUCGAUGAUAUUUUUCUCGCCAGUCGUCUCGAGAACGAAUGAAACUUUCCGUACUUUACAGCGUCUUUAGUAGCAUUCCCUCUGUCAUUGUGCAAUUCUAAACAGAGUUUGCACUCCUACCUAAAAUAACACUCUGGUACUGUUAACAAAAAACCUAAUAAAAAUAGGGAAACAUAAUUCAAUCAGGAGACUCUCGAUUACGCGAAAUUGACGAUAGUGAAUUGUUUUUAUACCAUUCAGAAACAAAACUUCAGAAUGCAGUUUUGAUCCUUUGAGAUCGCAUAUUCGAUCCAGUAUUGUAGGAAAAUUGUAGGACAUUUAUAGCUCAUCAAAAUAUACUUACUGUAUUAAUCAUUGAUAUAAAAUACUCUACCAUGUUGAGUUAUAUAACACUAUAUGUAACCCUAAUUCCAUUUUUAUUGUUCAUUGAGCUUCCCUUCUAUCCAGAUGUUCAUACGAUCGAGUUCCAUUUAAUGAGAGUCUACUGUAUUUUUUGUUUUUUAUACCCAAAUGAAGGUCAAAUGCCAUUCUGAGAGGGGUAGACAUUGUCGUUAAGCACCGCACUGUAUUACCCUACCUCUGCUCGUGUUACGAGCAUCUCCAGUUUCUAGUUGUCGGUCAAGAUUCUUGAACAACAGACGUUCCAAUGCCUGUGGUCGAAGUGGUGGGACGUUCCCUGCUUAGUAUUUAUUUGGGAUGUCUGUCUUGCAAACUUAAUCCGAUUCAUAAUGUUUAAUUUGUGACGAUAAUUGAAUAGAUUGAUUUUUAUUAUGUCAUUAGAGUUCAGGAAAUUCCUUCGGUUCAGGAUCGAGAAGUCGGGCAUUUGAGCGGACCCGACGGUUCACGUUGCUUCGUAUCGACUGUCCAAAGCGAAAUGGGAAACGUUGUAGUAAUGGAGCCGCCAAGUCCAUCGCUCCCGAGCACCUGAUCCCACCCCGAGCUCGAUUUAAUGCUAGCACAAACCUACACAAACGAGAUGGCUUGCUCGUUUACAGUUUUUGAUGUCACAGAAGCAGUGUAUUAAUUAUGAUAAAGCCUUUUAAAAUUGUUUUAAAUUGUCAAACUAAUUUGACAUUAUGUUUGUUUUCAUGCUGUAGCAACGUCAUUAACCUUCAAGCGAUCGCAAUAAAUGCCACCUUUGAAAAUAAAACGGCGCUGCGCGUUGAUGUUUGAACUCAGCAUAGGUCAGGUAUUCUCUGUUUAUAUAUUAAAACAAAAAAGCGAUAACAUCUUUUCCAAGACCCACUCACAUUUGCGCCAAAUUCGCGCAAAAGUAACCAACGUCAUCAGUUUUCGCUCUAGACGGCAUAAACACCGCCACGCGAUCGCGCCUCUUCCAGUUUUUUCUCACGAUAAUGAUGAUAACGUAUGAUUACUUUUUUAAUAUAUUUUUGAAAUAAAAAUGAUGUAACAAUCUUUUUAUGCUAAUUAUUGUUUGAAUUAAAUGAAUUGGUUACUCAGUACCUGCAUUUUGUUGGCGAUUUCAGUGGAUUUUAGUUAUCUAGAUUCCUAAUAUUUUCUAUUCUCGUUUUAUUACAAUAUAUUUAGCUUCCUUCACAAUAUCUCUUCCCAUCUUUACUAUUUUCAGUGUAUUAAAUUUUUACCUUCCUACUUCUUUAGAUUUUUAUUAUGUCAUUAUAUUGUAUGUAUUUGUCAUCAGUAUUUUGGGAAGCCUAAAUAGAAGACUGAUUUGGCAGAUAAUCUUCGUCAGAAAUUUCUUUUCUGAAGAAUAAUUAAAAUUGUUUCAAUAAUAUUUUUUAAUCUACUACAAUGGCCAGUUUAUGUUAAUUAAUAAAUUCUCCAUGUCUAGAUAAAGAGAAGCUGUAAUAUUAAGAAAAGAAAAGGAUGUUAGUCGGCGGCAAAAAUACUGCCCCGCGACUAUGCAUGUGACACUAAAACGCGCCAGCAUUAGAAAGUCAAAUUGAAAAUUCUUUUUAUAUUGUUACUUUGCCGCUGAACUCUGAUUGAGAUGGCUCUGAAAUUUCUAUAGCACUGCUUCUGUGACUUUUUAAGCACUUUUCUCUAAGACCACGUUACAAUAUUACAAUUCACCGUUAAUCUUUCGUACGCGUUCCAUCUAUUUAUUCUUGAACCUUCCAAGGGACUUGAUAAAUUCUUCUACUUUUUCGUGUUCUUCGUUGUAAGUCUUUCAUUGAGAUUGCUUUCUUAUUAAACUCCGUUAGAUGCUAUUAUCGUUUCACUUGCGUUCGUAUCUGUUUCGAUAGUUCAAAAUAUUGAUUCAUUACAAUAAUGAUCAAAAUAUAAGCAGUUAUUUUUUGAUGUGCAUAUUUAAGAGGAUAUUCAGAAUCGUCAAAUGUCUCGAUAACCACAGCGAAGCAAUGUGUCUUUUUAGUUUUCUUGUCAAAUAAUUUUAAUGUAUGAAACUGAAUUGAUGUAGAAAAAUUGCAAUUUCAUUUUUUUUCUUUCAUAUCCUAUGCAUUCGUGGAUCCAUGAUUUAAAAAAAUGAAUGUGCAUUAUAUUCAAUAAUUUACUUUCUGUUUCACAUUUCAAAUUUAUGACAUUUUAUUGUUUUAAAAAAUAGUACGAAAUGUUUAAAACAAGAUAACAUUAUGAUACGAAUUUACUGUAAAAGUAAAAUAUUUCACAGUUGUAAUGGCGUGAUUAUAAGGCGGGCUAAAGAUCCAAACCUCGUUACUAUAUCGAUAAUAAAAUUGUUGGCUUUUAUAUUAAGUUGUUUUGGAAUACUCGUGAUUAGUACUUUAGUGGUAAGGAAUGGGAUUUAUAUACUCAUUAAGGAUAUCUCUGUCAGGGAGAAUAUAUUAUACAAAUGUGUUAAAUUUUUCCUAAUGUUUGUACUAGCUCACGUAAUGGUAUUUUGUAGCUAAAUGUACGAAUAUUAAGUAGCUACAUGUUUGCGUAAAGCAAAACAUAAUUAUUAUUGAUAGAAGCUGGAAGCUAUAAAAUUACUGUUUAAGAUAAUGUAUAAAUAAUUGCAUGAUAAUUUACUUUAAUUUGUUAGUGUACUGCAGUGGAUCUGACGUACCCACCUUAUGUGUACUAGGGUACUAGGGUGUGCUAACUGUAUGACCUCUGUGUUAUGCAAAUGAAAAAUAAUGAUGGAGAACUUGUGCUGAUCCUGCGUAUCCCAUUCCUUUUUGCAUUGAUGAUCCAAAGUCUUGACAUUACUUGUUAUUAUUUUGAGUCUGAAAUCAGAAACAAUAAUUUGCAGCUAAUGAGAAGUUAUCAAGAUAUUCAUAUCUCAGAGGUUUAGUACAUUCACUUAAAAGUUACUCACUUUAUAUGCCAAUAAAACACAAAGAUUCAAGAUUGAAUUCUUGAUUCAGUACUUUGCUUUAACUUUCAUUUAUAUAACGUAUCGUAAUUAAAGUAUUUGGCAUAAUAUAUUUUAAUACCUUAAUCUGUAAAAUAAUAGUGCCAGACUAUUGAUCUGAGAUGUUUUUAUUCUUGUAAUUCUCAAUUUCUGCAAUCGAAAUAAAAUCGGUGAGUGUGGCAGAUGAAUCUCAUGUCUAUGCCGUAGAAUGUCUUCACUUUGCUUGGAGAAAUGCAAGUUUGAUACAUUACUGCAAACAAUUCUCAACUUUAAUGAUAAAUGUUUGACAUGAAAAUUUCUUACAUAGUUAUGUUUAGAUGUUCGAUAGUCGUGAAUAAAUUCCACGAUAUUUUUUUCUUCGUGUAAUUUUUUAUUAACACUUAAGUUGCAAGAAAUAGAUGCACUGCAAUUAGUAUCUGUGGUGGAUUUGUUUAUGUAUUGAUUAUAAAUACCAUUAUAUGUGUAUGCACUGCAUUGUGACCACAGAGCUAUUUAUGAAUCAACAAAUUGCUAUUAUAUUUUUAAAAAAUUAGAGUAGAUUAUUGUCUUUGAGAAUGUGUAUUUUAUUGCUUAUAUAAAGUAAUUUUGUAUUGUUUAAUCUGCGGCAUAGGCAUCAUUAUAAUUAAGUCAGAAGAAAGUAGAAUUUCUGUUUUGAGUUCAAAAUUGUUUUUGCAGUGAGCACAUACUUGCAUGAUUGGUGUUUGGAUACGAGAGAUGUGUAGAAUAGUUCUUAGUUGUAUUGGAACUUGCCAUGACAUCAAUAUGAAUCAAAAUCUUUCUAAAUUAUUUCAUACCCACCUAAUAACAAUGAUCGCAUAACUUUAAAAAGCGGCAUCAAUAAUACUAAAAGGUAAUUAAAAGAUCAUUACUGAAAUGUCAUAUUGUAAAAAUAAGACAUAAGAUAUUUUCAUAGGAACUUGAUAAUCUCCUUACUGUUUCUGAUCAAUGUUGCAAAACGUUUUUGUUACAUAGCCGGUGUGUGCGACCAUUUUGCGUAAGCUUGUGUUGUGCUUAUUCUGCUUAACUCAAAUUGUACAAAGUUAACUUACAUUAGUAUAUGGUAUUUGUUAGUGAAUGUCUGUCUCAUGAGAGCAAUAUACCUGGCAGAGAUUUAGUAAAAAUGAAUGCUGCCUUCACAGUUAAUCAACUAAAGUUUAGAAAUAUUAACACAAAGAAUAUUUUUAAAUUAUCUGUAGUUAUUUAUAAAAAUCCAUGUGCUAAUGCACUAAUUUCUGCCGUUUCUCACAUCUGAUAAAGAUUUUUUUAAGUUUAUUAAACAAAUUAAAUUAAUUGUGAGGGUGACAGCAUUUCAUUUUACCAUUGCACUUAUGAGCACAUUGAAACAUUUUGUUCCUUUAUUUUCAUCCACCUCAUUAUCUAUCACAUUAGAGAUGAGAUGUAACCAUAGGGCAUUUUCUUGAAAAUUGUUUAAUUUUUAUACUCCUGGAGAAACAAAUCUAAACACAACAGAAUAGCUGCAGGUAAAUUAAUAAUGUGGAAUGUUUCUGUUGACUGAAAUAACUGAUUUGCCAUGAGUCUGUGAUUAUAUUUGCUGCUGUUUCAACUGUAUCUGACAUUAAAAGCUGACAGUGCUGGAGCUAGAUAUUUUACAAGUUCAGGAUCUGAGAUUGAAAUGAAGGGCACCACACCAAAAACCGAUAUUAUUAUUUGAAAAGUCAAAAAAAAAAUUAUUAAAUAAUUUUACCACAUUCAUUAAUUCCGGUUUAUUUCUGUAUUUAUGAAUAAUUGCAAAUUGUUUCGGGUAGCUUAGUACUUAAUGUGAUCAUAAAAAAAACUAUUUUUGGAACUUUUAUUCCUGUUUUUGGUUCGAGCUUUCCACCUUUUGGUGCCUGAAAAAAUCGUCCCCUUACUCUCGAUGCUUAGCACUGGCACUGUCUACUAUGUUUGCUCGCUGUGCAAAUUAACUUGCCAGAUAUGCAUUCCAGCGGAGACACAUGAGUCAUGAUUGCGCAUGCUUUGUCAGUGUCUUUUUAAUGUUUUGUAUAGAAUUAGAACUCAAUCUGUAAUAUAUCGUUAUUUUUCCAAUAAAGAUUUUGAAGUUCUUUUCAAAUGUA
Molecule: messenger RNA, 8798 nt
Organism: Gryllus bimaculatus (two-spotted cricket)
Lineage: Eukaryota; Metazoa; Arthropoda; Insecta; Orthoptera; Gryllidae
Source: the annotation of a GenBank genome assembly